This is a messenger RNA of Brienomyrus brachyistius, 1946 nucleotides long. RefSeq names its product NIPA like domain containing 3 (gene nipal3). The transcript is spliced from 11 exons. Gene Ontology annotation, cellular component: membrane. Gene Ontology annotation, molecular function: magnesium ion transmembrane transporter activity. The coding region runs from base 107 to 1288 and encodes 393 amino acids. Gene Ontology annotation, biological process: magnesium ion transport. NCBI's taxonomy places the organism in Eukaryota, Metazoa, Chordata, Actinopteri, Osteoglossiformes, Mormyridae. The record is from RefSeq and is a predicted model, not a curated record.
GGCUCCCGUCGGGUCCGUUCGGCUCGCCUUCCGCCUGCGUCACCGGUUUGCGUCAACGCCCGUUUGCGGGGUCGCUUUCUGCAGGUGAGCGGCUGCAGACGCGGAAAUGGCGAGGAUGGAGUCCCCCGGGGUGGGCAGAGUGCUUCAGACCUCUGGGUACGACUCGUCGUCCUACACGGACAACCUGAUCGGAACCUUGCUGGCGAUCUCCGGGAACCUGCUGAUCAGCAUCUCGCUGUGCGUGCAGAAAUACAGCCACCUGAGCCUGGCCGGCAACAAGGACUCUCGUGUUUACUACAAAACUAUGAGCUGGUGGUGCGGGCUGGUGCUGACGCUGCUGGGCGAGCUGGGCGUCUUCGUGUCCUACGCCUUCGCCCCGCUGUCGCUGGUGGCGCCGCUGGGCGCCGUGUCGCUGAUCGCGACCUCUAUCCUGGGCUUUGUCUUCCUACGUGAGAAGUGGAAGCCCAGAGAGUUUGCUAAGCGCUACAUCCUCUCCUUCCUUGGCUGCAUCCUUACGGCCACAGGGACCUACCUGUUUGUCACAUUCGGCCCUAACGCUCACGAGAAGCUGAGUGCUGACAACAUGGUGAAGCACGUCAUCAGCUGGCCCUGCCUCCUGUACCUGCUCCUGGAGAUCAUCGCUUUCUGCUUGCUGUUAUAUUUCUAUAAGCAGAAGAAGCUAACCUACCUGGUGGUCAUCGUGCUGCUUGUCGCUCUGCUGGGAUCAGUGACGGCCAUCACUGUGAAGGCCGUGUCAGGCAUGACCGUACUCAGCAUCCAGGGACAGCUGCAGCUCUCCUUCCCCAUCUUCUACGUCAUGCUGGUCUGCAUGGUCGCCACCGUGCUCUUCCAGGCCUCGUUUCUGUCUCAGGCCUCCAACCUGUACGACUCGUCCUUGAUUGCCAGCGUGAAUUACAUCCUCUCCACGGUCUUCGCCAUCGUCGCUGGAGCUGUGUUUUACCUGGAGUUCAACCAGGAGAGUGUGCUUCACAUCUGCAUGUUCCUGCUGGGGUGUGCCAUUUGCUUCCUGGGAGUAUUUUUAGUCACGAAGAACAAGAGGAGGACAAAAGCGUUUGAGCCAUACGUGACCAUGGACAUGAUGCAAGGAAUCCCCACAAUCCACGACAAAGGCCGGGCCGUGCAGCCGGACUACAAUGGCUCUUUCUCGUACGGUGCUCUGGUGAACAGCGAGAGCGCCAUCCCUGCCGCAUUGCCCGCGGUGCCGGAGCAGCUGGCCACUGGCCCUGCUGCUGCCACCUACAAGUCGGAUGAGCUCAAGCAGGACUGAGAGGGUCCUGGCCCUGGUUUGGGACUGUGCCGGUGCGGGUGGGAGGGUGACCUGGGCGCGGGCGCAAUGUGAUCCUCUCCACCCCCCUCCCCUGGAUGAAGCUGUAAAUAUUUAUGGGCUGAACCUAAACAGUAAACCCCCCCCCCCCGCCCCAGGGCAACCGGGCCUGGGCGGAUGGGUGAAGAAGAGGAGACAGACUUGGGGUGGGACCGGUCCAGUCAUGGCCAACAUGCAACUUACAUUUGUUUGACCUGUCUGGACCGUAAAUGUGCUUUCUGCUGCCUGGUUUCUCUCUGUGGCCCAUUACAUGUAUGUACAUGUAUGUGCUGGGAAGACAAAUCCUGUCUGUAUCAUUACGGCCCAUGGAAUCUGACCUCUGACCUCUUUCUGAGGGUGCCCUGGGAUCAGCGUGACCUCUGACCUCUGCCUGUCUCAUGUUCUGCCUGUGUGCUCUGUGCUGUCAGGGUGGGGUGAGGUUGACAGAGUGAGGAUGUGUUGCUCACACUGCCCUCUAGUGGUCAUACAUGUUUCAUGCUCUGGUACCGAAUGAUUUUCAUUGCUGUGAUGAAUGUGUGGGGUAUCUACAGAGAGCUGCUUCCAUAAUCUCGAGUUGCCCUGCAGUGUAUUAGGUGGUAAGCAAAUAAAUCAAGCAAGAUUA